UUUUUUAUCAAUUAAAUGAGAUACACGAUUUUUCUACAAUACCCUCUGCCCUUUCAUACUCCAAAUGCUCUUUUAAAUGCUGCAGUUUCAUUCAUUUAUUUAUUUAACUUUUCAGGAAAGAAAAAAGGUGAGAUGCAGACCAGUGAGGAUCAGAAGAUUCAACAGAAUGAAGCCAUUGGUUCAUUUGCUCCAAGGUAUGAAGCUGAUACAGUUCAGCCAAUAGGGAGUCCAUGGAGCACUGGACUAUUUGACUGUCAUGAGAAUCAGACAAAUGCUGUUAUGACAUCAUUUUUCCCGUGUGUAACAUUUGGGCAGAUAGCAGAAAUAUUAGAUGGUGGAGAACUUAGUUGUCAUCUGGGGAGCUUCAUUUACCUAUUAAUGAUGCCUGCUUUGUGCUCUCAAUGGAUAAUGGGGUCAAAGUACAGAACAAAGUUGAGAAAAAGGUAUAAUUUGGUGGAAGCACCAUACACGGACAUAGUCUCUCACAUCUUUUGUCCAUGCUGUUCCCUUUGUCAAGAGUUCAGAGAGCUAAAAAUAAGAGGACUUGACCCUGCUCUUGGAUGGAAUGGAAUUCUUGCACAAAACCAUGCAAAACAGCAAAGUGGUCAAACAUUGAACGUUCCUCCUCCAAACCAAUUCAUGUCCAAGUGAACACAUUCACGGUGGAGCUGUUAAAAUUUAAACCGAGUUGUAUUUCUUUUGAUUCUUUCUGUGCUUGUUUACUUUUGAUGUCUGAUGCUUGUGUCUGAAUUGUAAGAAAGAAAAUAAAGCCGAAAGGUGACAAGUUUGGUAUGAUAGGUAUAUCACUGUAUAAAAUUGUUGCAUCCAUUCU
Vigna unguiculata (cowpea) is the source of this 832-nucleotide messenger RNA. RefSeq names its product PLAC8 family protein. Lineage: Eukaryota; Viridiplantae; Streptophyta; Magnoliopsida; Fabales; Fabaceae. The record is from RefSeq and is a predicted model, not a curated record.